UACGGCAAGCGGGACGGACAAACUGCCGUUCUUGUUUGGCGUCCGGUUCCUAGGUUCUUGUGUUGUGGAAGUGUGACUGUGGCGGCGGUUUACUGGACGUGAACUCGGCUAUGUCGGCCUUCGAGAAGCCUCAGGUCAUCGCCCACAUCCAGAAGGGCCUCAAUUACACCGUGUUUGACUGUAAGUGGGUGCCCUGCAGCGCCAAGUUUGUGACCAUGGGCAACUUCGCCCGGGGCACCGGCGUCAUCCAACUGUACGAGAUCCAGCACGGGGACCUGAAGCUGCUCCGAGAGAUUGAAAAGGCCAAAGCCAUUAAAUGUGGAACAUUUGGUGCAACAUCUUUGCAGCAGAGAUAUUUAGCUACUGGAGAUUUUGCUGGAAACCUUCAUAUAUGGAAUUUGGAAGCUCCGGAGAUGCCAGUGUAUUCUGUAAAGGCUCACAAAGAAAUUGUGAACACGAUAGACGGUGUUGGUGGACUUGGAAUUGGGGAAGGAGCACCUGAAAUUGUGACUGGUAGUCGAGAUGGAACUGUGAAGGUGUGGGACCCACGGCAAAAAGAUGACCCUGUUGCUAAUAUGGAACCUGUGCAAGGAGAAAACAAGAGAGACUGUUGGACUGUGGCAUUUGGCAAUGCUUAUAAUCAAGAGGAACGUGUUGUUUGCGCUGGCUAUGAUAAUGGAGAUAUCAAACUGUUUGAUCUCAGAAAUAUGUCACUGCGGUGGGAGACAAACAUAAAAAAUGGGGUAUGUAGCUUGGAGUUUGACCGAAAAGACAUAAGUAUGAAUAAGUUAGUGGCUACAUCUCUGGAAGGAAAAUUCCAUGUCUUUGAUAUGCGAACCCAGCAUCCAACCAAGGGUUUUGCCUCUGUUUCAGAAAAGGCUCAUAAAUCUACCCUCUGGCAGGUCCGGCACCUGCCCCAGAACAGAGAGCUCUUUCUGACAGCUGGAGGCGCUGGCAGCCUUCACCUCUGGAAGUAUGAAUACCCCAUGCAGCGCUCCAAGAAAGAUUCCGAGGGCAUGGAGAUGGGAGUCAUGGGUUCUGUCAGUCUUCUGCAGAAUGUGACACUGUCCACCCAGCCCAUUUCCAGUGUGGACUGGAGUCCAGACAAAAGGGGGCUCUGCAUCUGUAGUUCAUUUGACCAGAUGGUGAGAGUACUGAUUGUUACAAAGCUCCAGACAAUCUGACCUGAAGACUAUGGACUUGGAGAUUCCUAGAGAGACACUGAAGAACUGCAGAUGUGUCCUGGGGUACUCUGACCCUCAAACAAUCAGAUUUGGCUGAUGGAUGAAGGCCACAGGCACCAACCUCUAGCCUCUCUCUAGGUGCAACCAGUGACCUGACUAGACACUUACUUGCUGCUGCACUUGGGACCACAUAUCUCUGGAUCAGUUCUGUUUCUCCCUCAUCUAUUUCUAAUACAUAGUCAGAAGCCAGGGUGGUGGUGCACAUCUGUAGUCCCUGCUACUUAGGAAGCUGAGGCAGAAGGAUUACCCGAGUCCAUGAAUUCUGAGUCAACCUGGACAACAUUUAGAGGACCCCAUCUUAAAAAAUAAUCAUUAAUUAAAAAUAAAUGUUGCCAGGUGCUAGUGGUUCAUGUCU
Molecule: messenger RNA, 1599 nt
Organism: Dipodomys ordii (Ord's kangaroo rat)
Lineage: Eukaryota; Metazoa; Chordata; Mammalia; Rodentia; Heteromyidae
Gene: Dnaaf10
Product: WD repeat domain 92
Exons: 8
Coding region: 111-1184 (357 amino acids)
Molecular function (GO): ubiquitin binding
Source: RefSeq, a predicted model, not a curated record